Molecule: messenger RNA, 1622 nt
Organism: Mercurialis annua (annual mercury)
Lineage: Eukaryota; Viridiplantae; Streptophyta; Magnoliopsida; Malpighiales; Euphorbiaceae
Product: protein DETOXIFICATION 16-like
Exons: 8
Coding region: 24-1520 (498 amino acids)
Biological process (GO): xenobiotic detoxification by transmembrane export across the plasma membrane
Cellular component (GO): membrane
Molecular function (GO): xenobiotic transmembrane transporter activity; antiporter activity
Source: RefSeq, a predicted model, not a curated record
GUCAGCUAGAGGAUUCCAUCAACAUGGACCAGGAAGAGCUCUCUAGAUCUUCAUCUACUCCUCUAAUAGUAAGCUACGGAGGUGGUGGUGAAUGCGAUGAGAAUAAUGUCGUCAACAAAUUUUACUCAAAAGCAGAGAUUAUAACAGAAUUGAAGAAGCAAAUGAGGUUGGCCGGACCUUUAAUUGCUGUUAGUUUCUUUCAGUAUAGUUUACAGAUGAUAUCAGUUAUGUUCGUUGGCCAUCUCGGUGAGCUUUCUCUCGCCGGCGCUUCAAUGGCUACUUCCUUUGCCGGAGUUACUGGUUUCUGUUUUCUGGGAAUGGGAAGUGCAUUAGAAACAUUUACUGGACAAGCCUACGGAGCAAAACAAUAUCAUAUGCUGGGCGUACACUUGCAGAGAGCUAUUAUUGUUCUUGUACUUAUCACCAUUCCCAUUUCAUUUCUUUGGGCUUAUUCUGGGCAUAUUUUCACGAUCUUUGGACUAGACAUGGAAAUUUCAAAUUACGCUCAAAUUUACAUCUUGUGGUUAAUCCCUACCGUUCUUCCUUUCGGUAUCCUUCAAUGCCUAGUUAGAUUCUUACAGGCACAAAAGCUUGUGCUUCCUCUGUUGAUUGGUACAGGAAUUAGUAGUUUAAUGCAUAUUGUUCUGUGUUGGACGCUCAUAUUCAGAUUUGGCUUUGGCCAUAAAGGAGCCGCUCUGUCCAUCGCCAUUAGUUAUUGGAUCAAUGUGUUGUUUUUGGCAAUGUAUAUUAAGUUUUCGCCAGCAUGCGAGAAGACUUGGAUUGGUUUCUCCAAGGCUGGCAGGGAAAAUCUUCUUGAUUUUAUAAAACUUGGAAUACCUUCAGCUCUUAUGAUCUGUGUGGAAUUCUGGUCAUAUGAAUCACUGGUUCUGAUGUCAGGUCUUCUUCCCAAUCCAAAGCUAGAAACAUCAAUGAUGUCAAUCAGUCUCAAUACAAGCUCGUUGGUCUUCAGGAUCCCGUUUGGUUUGGCAAGUGUUGUUAGCACGAGAGUGUCGAAUGAAUUAGGUGCAGGAAAACCUCAAUCUGCACGCCUCGCAGUUCAUGUAGUGAUAUGGUUGGUAGUUAUAGAGGGAGUUUUGUUAAGCCUAUCUGCAGUUGCAGUUCGAAACAUAUGGGGUUACUUGUUCACCAAGGAACUAGAAGUUGUCACAUACUUAGCUUAUGUAAUGCCAAUACUUGCAGCAUCCAACUUUAUUGACGGAAUUCAGGGCGUUCUUUCAGGCGUUGCGAGAGGAUGUGGCUGGCAAAAAAUUGGAGCUUAUGUGAAUUUAGGAGCUUAUUACCUUGCCGGUGUCCCUUGUGCUAUAGUUUUAGCUUUUGUUUUUCAUUUUGGAGGAAAGGGACUAUGGAUGGGAAUAAUUACUGGAAGUUCCCUUCAGGCAUUUUUGCUAUUAGUGAUUACGAUGCACACAAAUUGGGAGAUAGAAGCCAAAAUGACAAGAGAUAGAGUUUAUGCUUCCAACAUCCGAAGCAAUGAGAGUGACACACCCACUUUACUAUAGAAUUAUAUCCAUGCGUACUUGUCAUAUUUGAGAAUUAUCUGUUUUAAUUAAAUUUUGAUUAUAAAUUCAUCUAUUAAAAAAAUUAUUUGAAAGAAUAAUAAU